This is a messenger RNA of Raphanus sativus (radish), 1453 nucleotides long. RefSeq names its product probable fructokinase-7. NCBI's taxonomy places the organism in Eukaryota, Viridiplantae, Streptophyta, Magnoliopsida, Brassicales, Brassicaceae. Gene Ontology annotation, cellular component: cytosol. The record is from RefSeq and is a predicted model, not a curated record. Bases 270 to 1274 code for a protein of 334 amino acids. Gene Ontology annotation, biological process: fructose metabolic process. Gene Ontology annotation, molecular function: fructokinase activity. The transcript has 7 exons.
CAGGUUUUACACUCACACCAUCGUCACACGAGCUACAUAUAGCCUAUAGGUGUGUCUGUGUGCAUGUGUUUGUUGUAUUAAACCGGGAAUAUUCACAAUGUGUGUGACGUCAUUACAUAUGAUCACUUACUAAAAUACAUUAACAAACUUCGCCUCUUCAUGCUCUCUACUAACCAAUUAACGAAAACGAACUUUCAAAUCUUCUCCUCUCCUCUCGCUUCAUCUCCCUCUGUUCCCGUCUCGUCUUUCGAAUCUGAACGUAAAAGAAAAUGGGUGAGAACGCCAUCUCAGGUAAUCUCAAGAAUCUCGUGGUCUGUUUCGGUGAAAUGCUGAUUGAUUUCGUGCCAACGGUUGGAGGUGUUUCACUCGCUGAAGCACCAGCUUUCAAGAAAGCUCCAGGAGGUGCACCUGCAAACGUAGCCGUUGGUGUCUCUAGACUCGGUGGCUCCUCUGCUUUCGUUGGAAAGGUUGGUGAUGAUGAGUUUGGACGAAUGCUAGCUGAGAUUCUAAGGCUCAACAACGUGGAUAACUCCGGGAUGAGAUUCGACAGCGAAGCACGCACUGCUCUCGCCUUUGUUACGUUGAGAGGUGAUGGAGAGAGGGAGUUUCUGUUCUUCAGACACCCUAGUGCCGACAUGCUUCUCUUGGAGUCUGAGCUUGACAAGAACCUGAUCCAAAAGGCAAAGAUCUUUCAUUACGGAUCUAUCAGUUUGAUCGAGGAACCGUGCCGGUCCACUCAGCUCGCAGCUAUGAGAAUCGCUAAAGACUCGGGGAGUCUCUUGUCGUAUGACCCGAAUUUGAGGUUGCCGUUGUGGCCAUCAGAGGAAGCUGCAAGGAAAGAGAUCAUGAGUAUCUGGAAUCUUGCAGAUGUUAUAAAGAUAAGUGAGGAGGAGAUAACAUUCCUGACCGGUGGAGAUGAUCCUUAUGAUGAUGAAGUUGUGUUGCAAAAGCUGUUUCAUCCAGAUCUUAAGCUUCUUGUUGUCUCAGAAGGAACUAAUGGCUGUAGAUACUACACUCAGGAGUUUAAAGGUAAAGUUGGUGGAGUAAAAGUGAAAGCAGUGGAUACAACCGGUGCAGGAGAUGCAUUCGUGAGCGGUCUAUUGAACAGCUUAGCUUCUGAUCUCACUCUUUUCACUGAUGAGAAGAAGCUAAGAGAAGCGCUUCUAUUCGCAAACGCUUGUGGAGCUAUUACUGUGACAGAGAGAGGAGCUAUUCCGGCAAUGCCCACCAUGAAUGCUGUUCAAGACCUUCUCUCUUCUUCCUCUCGCCCCUGAAAAUGCUCAAGAAGUCUUUUUUUUUUAAUGACUCAACUCAUUACCUUUUUCACUGUAUCUUUGUUCCUAAUUUGAUAGGAACUCGAGAAUGUUGUGUGUUUUCUAGUUUGUUAAUCUCCUGGUUUUAUGUUAAAGUUGGAUUCUGCUACUAGGAACAAAAGUUUUGCUCCAUGAAAUGU